Messenger RNA from Thrips palmi, 566 nucleotides. Its product is annotated as small ubiquitin-related modifier-like. The transcript is spliced from 5 exons. Bases 146 to 442 code for a protein of 98 amino acids. The record is from RefSeq and is a predicted model, not a curated record. Lineage: Eukaryota; Metazoa; Arthropoda; Insecta; Thysanoptera; Thripidae. Gene Ontology annotation, biological process: protein sumoylation. Gene Ontology annotation, cellular component: nucleus; PML body. Gene Ontology annotation, molecular function: protein tag activity; ubiquitin-like protein ligase binding.
CACCCUAGGGACGCGACGGUUUUGUUUUCGAAGGCUGUUGAGGUUGAGGUGACAAGCUUGGCGCCAUUUUGGUUGCUUACUGCAUCUCCUCUUUCACUUAUAAGGUAGUUUUCGUACGGGUCAGCCCACAUUUUCACGCUCUAAAAUGGCAGAUAAUCAGGAACAGAAACCCGACGCCGGUCCUGGAGACUCCAGUUCCGAUUACAUCAAGUUGAAAGUUGUAGGCAAUGACUCAAACGAGAUUCACUUCAGAGUCAAGAUGACCACACAGAUGGGAAAACUGAAGAAAUCCUACAGUGAGCGAGUGGGAGUUCCUGUCACAUCCCUAAGAUUCCUUUUUGAUGGAAGGCGAAUAAACGAUGAUGAAACUCCCAAGCAGCUGGAAAUGGAGAACGAUGAUGUAAUUGAAGUGUACCAAGAACAAACUGGAGGCAAGCUUUAACAUUGAUUUGCUAAGAAUACAUCAACCAAAUCAUUAUCUGAUAAUCUGAUAUUGUAAAGAAUGUGCAACGCUUCACUUCCUUUAUCACUGCACUUGAAAUAAAUGUUAUUGAAAUUGUACAAAA